AUGGUCACUAUCCGAAAUUACCAUGAGGAUGUUUUGUGUACAGGCGCCGCCGGCCCACCCGGCACAUUGAAUAAGGAUGGCUCGCAUGUCAGUAUUUCCACAUUAGAACUUCGGCAACUCACCAAAGCUAGAGACGAUGCUCUGAUAGAAGACAGUAUGCGCACUGUCCGAGAUCAAGAGCGACGGGCUAUUGCGCGAGAGAACGGAAUUAAUGUGCCGGUGCAUAGUGAACCGUACUAUAGCGACCUGAAGGGGGAGACGGCUGCAGAGCGACUAACAACGAGACAGGCAUUGAUUUUAGAGAGGGGUUUGAAGGUGGAGAGGGUGUGGAUGCGGAGGCUUGCUGGUUGGAGGGAAGAGGCUGAGGGUGAUGCGAAAAAGCCGUUCCCGCUCAACGUACCGGACUACGAAGAUCUGCAAGAUUGGGAGUUAGACAGAUUGAAGGAAGAUAUCAAGUCGCUGGACAAGAUUUUGGCGAGCCGGAAUGAUACGGCUGGCGUUAUUCGUGCUACGUCGAGCCGUGAAAACAGCAAUAGCAAGCUCUCCGGAGACCCAAAACGAUUGGCAGUCAGGAACGAGGAGUUGAAAGCCGUACAGCGACGAGAAGUAGAACGACAAUACCUCGCUCUCGUGGCGGAGGCGCAGCAGCAAGCGCAUGCCGAGAACACGCAGUUUCCUGAAGGCUUGCGAGGCUGGGGUCAAGUUGGCCCAGAUGAACAAGAUCUCAUUCGAUGGGCAAUCUACGCCAAUCAGGUCAAUGAUAUGUCAGAGCAGGCAAGAAGGAAGAUCCCGACUGAUAGGCCUACUGUGUCUGCCUUCUCCCCGCAGGACAGUAUGGCCAACCCUAACGGUGCAUCUGCCACUGAUGAUGUUUUGAACGGGAAGAAUUGCCGCCCCUCUUCCGAAACUAACGGUCGACCAUGGCCUGUCACCGAAUCGCAGCGAACUGAUAGAUCAACAGAGCAGCAGAUAGAAGACGAACACUACGCCCGUUUGAAACAGAAGUUUGAAGAUUCGAAGUGGGCAGAAAUGGUCUUUAACGUCGAAGUAACGAGGUACGGUAUUUUGUAUACUGGAAGGAGAUGGCCAGAUGACGUGGCGAAUUGGGAAACUAUUACCCCUGCAGCUAAAGCAUUGGUCUUGGAAGUGACAGAAUAUCUCACAUCGAAAGAGGAGUUCGAGGAGCCAGGCGCAGAAAGUAAGUAG
Messenger RNA from Alternaria postmessia, 1206 nucleotides. RefSeq lists its product as uncharacterized. Lineage: Eukaryota; Fungi; Ascomycota; Dothideomycetes; Pleosporales; Pleosporaceae. The transcript has a single exon. The record is from RefSeq and is a predicted model, not a curated record. The coding region runs from base 1 to 1206 and encodes 401 amino acids.